ACAAGCUAUAUGCUAAUACUUUAUUCAAAUGAAAAGAAUUUGAUUGUAGUUGAUUUUAAUUGAUAGAUUGCUUUGUUUUGAACUUCGCUGGUAUUUCAUAAAAUAAAAAUCUUUUUAAAAAAACGGUUAUUGUGAUGAACUUUAAAUGACUGUAUCAAGCAUGUCAAAAUCUCAAUCAUCAGAUGCUCGUGCUGAGCUUGCUGAACUGGUUAAAAAAAGAGCAGAGAUUGCUGACACGCUGGCUAACCUGGAACGGCAGAUUUACGCAUUUGAAGGCAGUUACUUGGAAGAUACUCAACUGUAUGGGAACAUCAUUCGAGGUUGGGAUCGAUAUUUGGCCACCAACCGGAAUACCAGCAGCAAAGCUGACAAAAGAAAUAGAAAAUUCAAAGAAGCAGAAAGGCUUUUCUCCAAAUCAUCCAUAACUUCCAUGGCAUCGGUGAACGGUGUCAUCGAAACAGAAAGGAUUAAUGAUACUGCAGUUGGUGAAGCUGUUCCCGUAGUAGACGGGGCAGUCAAUUCUUCAGCAGUCGAUUCCAGCAGUAGUUCUUCUUCUUCCACUGUGAAUGGCAACAGAUCUCCUCAGAAUACACCAGAAUUCCCUGGAAAAAUAAAAAUGGCACAACGUUUGAAAAAGAAUGCUAAAAAACCCAGAAGAAUGGUGGAUCUUGAAUAACUAACUUUUUUUUUUCUUCUUUGUAUUCUUUUAUUUUGCAUUGGAAGAUUGUAGAUUAUCAUCAUAUUCAUUUACCUGUAAAUAGUUGUAAAGUCCAUAAUCCACAAAGUAAAUGAAUCUUCAAAAGUGUUUUUUUAUUCUUAACUUUUCCUUUGGUGAGAUAAUUAAGGCAUUCAAAAAAAUUUUAAUUUUAAAUUUCUUGAAUAAUAAAAUUGGAAUAAGCAUA
Molecule: messenger RNA, 902 nt
Organism: Parasteatoda tepidariorum (common house spider)
Lineage: Eukaryota; Metazoa; Arthropoda; Arachnida; Araneae; Theridiidae
Gene: Eaf6
Product: chromatin modification-related protein EAF6/MEAF6
Cellular component (GO): histone acetyltransferase complex
Source: RefSeq, a predicted model, not a curated record